UUCAAAAUAUAUAUAAAUGGCGUCAACUUCAAGACUGGAAAACAACAAAGUGUGCUGCUAUGCCCAUCCGGAGUCUCCGUUAAUUGAGGACUAUCGAGCUGGCGACAUGAUAUGCUCAGAAUGUGGCCUGGUGGUUGGUGAUCGGGUUAUCGAUGUGGGCUCCGAAUGGCGCACAUUUAGCAAUGAAAAAAGUGGAGUGGAUCCUAGCCGUGUGGGUGGUCCAGAGAAUCCCUUACUCAGUGGCGGAGAUUUAUCCACAAUCAUCGGCCCGGGGACAGGUUCGGCAUCAUUCGAUGCCUUCGGCGCACCUAAAUACCAGAACAGACGCACAAUGAGCAGCUCAGACCGUUCACUUAUAUCAGCAUUCAAAGAAAUUUCAUCUAUGGCUGAUCGCAUCAAUCUGCCCAAAACAAUCGUCGAUCGCGCAAAUAACUUGUUCAAGCAGGUACAUGAUGGAAAGAAUCUGAAAGGACGUUCAAAUGAUGCGAAGGCAUCCGCUUGCCUGUACAUAGCGUGCCGCCAAGAGGGUGUGCCACGUACAUUCAAGGAAAUCUGUGCAGUUAGCAAGAUUAGCAAGAAGGAAAUUGGCAGAUGCUUUAAGCUAACAUUGAAAGCACUGGAAACAAGUGUUGAUUUGAUAACAACAGCCGACUUCAUGUGCCGCUUCUGUGCCAAUUUGGAUUUACCCAACAUGGUGCAGCGAGCUGCCACGCACAUUGCUAAGAAGGCCGUGGAGAUGGACAUUGUACCUGGUCGAUCGCCGAUUUCGGUGGCUGCUGCCGCUAUUUAUAUGGCAUCGCAGGCAUCGGAGCACAAGCGCAGCCAAAAGGAAAUUGGCGACAUUGCUGGUGUGGCCGAUGUCACCAUACGCCAAUCAUAUAAGCUUAUGUACCCGCAUGCUGCAAAACUGUUCCCGGAGGACUUCAAGUUCACGACUCCGAUUGAUCAGCUACCGCAAAUGUAAAAUACCUGGCAGCAGAAAGAAUCAAUAUAUAUAUAUAUAUUUAUAUUUUAUCGAUGCUCAAUUAUCACGUAUACGUCAACAACAUGGAUAUGCAUGCGAAAUGCGUUUUGUAGGACAACUCUAGAUUUAAUUUCAGUAAUGACCAUACUUUGAUCACACAGCAAACAAGUACGAUUUU
Messenger RNA from Drosophila arizonae, 1142 nucleotides. It is a transcript of the gene TfIIB, whose product is annotated as transcription factor IIB. The record is from RefSeq and is a predicted model, not a curated record. Gene Ontology annotation, cellular component: transcription preinitiation complex; nucleus. Gene Ontology annotation, biological process: transcription initiation at RNA polymerase II promoter; transcription preinitiation complex assembly. Gene Ontology annotation, molecular function: TBP-class protein binding; RNA polymerase II general transcription initiation factor activity. Lineage: Eukaryota; Metazoa; Arthropoda; Insecta; Diptera; Drosophilidae.